ACAUUGACACAGAUGUCCUCUUUUACAAUAGAAGAGUAUAUGACUAGGUAAAACUUUUCUUAUACCAACCACCGUCUGACUACAACACACAAAAUACAAAAAUUUCAAAGUUGCCAAAACUUACACAGUUCCACUAAACCCCCAAGGCUAGCUUUCUUGAUUUUUAGACUUGUUCAAUCCGCCUGAAUUUGGCGUUGGAGGGUUAAUGACUCGCUCAUUUAUAACAAAUUCAAUUCAUAUAAAAGUUGGGUUGAUAUAUAACUCAACCCAUUUCAGCUUUGGAUGAGUCAAUUACUCGCCCAUUUUGACCCAUCUCAUUUCAGCAGCCCUAGUAACCUUUGGGCAAGUCAAUUAUUCGUCCAUUUGUUAGUUUAGCCCAUUUUGAUCUCCCAUUUAACACCUCUGCAGCUAGACAAAAAACAAUAAUGUCAUUUCUACCAAAGGACUUGCAAGGUUUAAAGACAGCCAACUAACAGCAACAACCUACUUUGAAACUGUCAAGCAGCCAAAGAUGAUAACAAAAUGAAUAUGUCAUUGUAAAAUAUAAACAAGAAGAAACUCUUUCCUUCACUUUGAUCAGAAAAUGGUCCAACCAAGAAUUCAUUCCAACAGUUCUUUUCUACUUCUUUCCUCUGUCAACAGCAGCUUGAUUGAUCUUAUGUAUACCAGUUCUUUCACUGAUUAGUUUUAUCUACUCACUUUUUGGCUGUAAUGAAUACACCAGGGCCACCUCCAACAAAUUCUUCUCAGAAUCAGGUAGUUCUGAAGGCUGUUAUAGCUGCAGUUGUAUCUACUUUGGUAGUUGCUGGCAUACUAUUUUAUUUCUUCUAUAGAUAUUAUGUAAUUCGUCGAUGGAAGAAAAACAAGUUGAGUUCAAGUUUUCGUAGAGAAAUGCCUCAUCAAGAAUUCCAGCAAACUGGGGCUUUAAAAGGGUUGAUAGUUGAUGAAAACGGGCUUGAUGUUAUAUAUUUGAGAAGAUUCGAAGGUAGCCAACUAGGAAGUUGUUUUUCUAAGAUUUGGGUGAAUCAUAUGGAUGAGGAUGAGGAUGAGGAUGAGGAGGAAGAGAAGAGGAUUGAUAGCGGACAAGAGCAACCAGUUUCAAGUGAUCACAUUCAAGAAAUGCCUUUACUGCAAAAUUGUAGCAAUGUAGGUAGCUAUGAGAAUAAAGAGGCAGUUACUGCAUCACAACAAACAACUAACUCACUCUUUGCAGCAAGCAGAUCUUCAAAACAGCCAUCAACCUCAUUACAGUUUCAACAAAAGGAAAUCAUUCCGCCUCAGCCAGAAACACCGUCUCAACUAGCACUUGUCUCGAGUCAAAAUCCGCCUCAGCCACCUAUACCUCCACCAGCUCCACCACCUCCUCCGCCUCAGCUACCAAUACCUCCACCAGCACCACCACCUCCUCCGCCUCCCCUUCCAAUGAAGAGGAUUGCCAAAGCACCAACACCACCUAAUGCAGGAAAGAUAAAAUCGUCUCCACCACCCCCACCAAAGGGUGGUGGUUUAAGUUCAUUGAUAAAACCACCUAUUGCACCAAGAGGGAAAGGGAGCAGGAAAGAUAAAGCAGAAGCUCAAAACGAAGAGAAGUCAAACGAAAACGGUGAAACUCAAGUCAAAUUGAGGCCACUGCACUGGGAUAAAGUCGUUGCUAAUGCUGAUCAUUCUAUGGUCUGGGAUGAAAUCAACAAUGGAUCUUUCCGAUUUGAAGAUGACCUGAUGGAAGUUCUUUUUGGAUACAAUGUCACUUCCAAUAGAACCCCUGAAGGAAAUAGGGCGACAACAAGCUCAGGCACUUCUAAGUUGGCUCGACCAACUCAAAUGUUUAUCCUCGAUCCUAGGAAGUCACAGAACACAGCAAUUGUGCUAAAGUCUCUUUCAGUCUCUCGCAAAGAAAUUCUUGAUGCCCUGACGGAGGGCCAAGGACUCAGUGUUGACACUCUAGAAAAACUAACCAAGAUUCGCCCAACUGAAGAAGAAACGUCAAAAAUCCUUCAAUUUGAUGGUAACACAAGAAAACUUGCUGACGCGGAGUCUUUCCUCUACCAAAUGCUGAAAGCUGUUCCUUCUGCAUUUAAACGUUUCAACGCGAUGCUUUUCAGAUCAAACUAUGAUCCAGAAAUUCUUAACCUCAAGGAGAAUCUGCAAACAAUUGAGCUGGGUUGUAAGGAAUUGAGAACAAGUAGAAUUUUCAUAAGACUUCUGGAAGCGAUUCUUAAGGCUGGCAAUCGGAUGAAUGCAGGAACGGCUAGAGGAAAUGCUCAGGGAUUCAACCUUAGUGCUUUACAAAAACUAUCAUAUGUGAAAAGCAAUGAUGGAAAGACUACUCUGCUUCAUUUUGUAGUCGAACAAGUCAUCUGUUCUGAAGGUAAACGUUGCCUUAUCAAUAAAGGUCACAAGGAUGAUUCCGAUAGAAAAACGGAAAAAGUAGAGAAAGAUACUGAGCACCUAACACUAGGUUUACCAGUAUUGCAAGGAUUAAGUUCCGAAUUCUCUAAUGUAAAGAAAGCAGCUACCAUAGACUACGAUAGUUUCAUCAAUACAUGUUCCACUCUUACAACACGGGUAAAUGACGUUCAGCAGCUCAUAACGUGUUGUGGAAUUGCUGAAAAGGAUCAAUUUGUAAAAGAGACUAAAGGUUUUCUAGAGGAAUGUGAAGAGGAACUCAAGGUGAUCAGAGAAGAACAAACAAGAGUCAUGGAACUUGUCAAGAGAACGACAGAGUAUUACCAAGCAGGAACUUCGAAGGAAAAAGGCACACAGUCACUUCAGUUGUUUGCAUUUGUGAAAGACUUUCUCGACAUGGUUGACAAGGUGUGUGUUGAUAUCACAAAGAAAGUACAGAAGAAGAGUGCAGCAACUGUAGAGUCAUCACCACCACCCCGAUCACCAAGACCAAUAACUCCUGUGAGGUUCCAUAACUUGAGAACAUACUUUACACCAGAAAUAGUAAGUAGUGAAUCUGAGAAUGAUUUCUGAUGGAACUUCAUUACUCAUAUUACUUCACUUUUAGAAGAGUAGAUUGUCAAAAACUAUUACUACUAAACUUGCCAUUUAUUCAUAUUUGGAAUAUCACAUUAAUAUACCGGUCUACCUGCUCCUUCCCAGAAAGAGAAUAAACAAUCUUACUUCAGGCAGGUAGAGGCACUUUGUUGUUCAGGCACUAGGAUCAGGUAAAGAGCAAUGUUCUCUACAAUGAUUCUUCUCAACUUGAGGAGUGACUCUAGAGCUUCAGGGACACUGAAGAAGACUAGAAUUUCAGACUUCAUCAAGGGUGUGUUCGGUAUGAAGGAAAACAUUAUCUAGAGAAGUUUUUCCAAUUUUCCCAUGUUCGGUUGGUCAAAUAAUUUCUCAAAAAUAACUUCCCUAAUGAAGGUAAAUAACCCACUUAUUUUCCAGAAUACAUUUUCCUCCAUACCAAACACACCCCAGAAGUCGUAUGAAGAAUGAAUGUUUCUUAAAGGUCCCCAUGGAUACUCAAACUGAAGGCAUACUGCAGAUCCUUCA
This is a messenger RNA of Solanum tuberosum (potato), 3507 nucleotides long. RefSeq names its product formin-like protein 8. NCBI's taxonomy places the organism in Eukaryota, Viridiplantae, Streptophyta, Magnoliopsida, Solanales, Solanaceae. The transcript is spliced from 2 exons. Gene Ontology annotation, biological process: actin nucleation; actin cytoskeleton organization. The record is from RefSeq and is a predicted model, not a curated record. Bases 712 to 2979 code for a protein of 755 amino acids. Gene Ontology annotation, molecular function: actin filament binding.